Molecule: messenger RNA, 231 nt
Organism: Parnassius apollo (apollo)
Lineage: Eukaryota; Metazoa; Arthropoda; Insecta; Lepidoptera; Papilionidae
Source: the annotation of a GenBank genome assembly
AUGGAAAGAACAGCAAUCGACACAGCUUAUAUUGGAAAUUAUCCAGCUGAAAAUGUUCCUGUUGUAGAGACAACACAACAGCAUGCGAUUGAAAGGCAGGCUAUUUUAUGCCUACCUCGAACAUCUGGGCCAUCUUCUAGGCCAAGUGUUGUUCGCAUGCAACAUCAAGACUUCGCCAUAGUCGUCGAAGUCGUGCAUCACCUCCAUCUCAACGGCGAUCACAAUUCCUAA